AAAAAGUCAGCAGGGCCUGCAGAGGAUACCCUAUAUGCCCCGUGAACGAGGCGACAAAAUAAUAUCACGUGAUCCAAAAUGGGCAGUCCUCUGACGGUGCUGAAAAAAGCCAUUUUCUGGCGCUGCUGCAAAUUCUGUCCAAGUCCAAAUAAUUUACCUGGAUCCUCGUUGGGAGGAGAGGGAAACUUUUAUGUCUAAUCAGUCGGACGGCGGAGCUCCGGAGAAAUGGAAACGCUCUUUGUUGGUCCGCUGGUCGAGGAGCAGAGCUGAUGCAUAAGAUGAGGCCACACAGGGGCGAUUCAAUAGUCGGCUGCUGUGUACCAGCACACAGGCUGCAUUUAGCUGCACAGCCCCUGCUCUUUACACGCUAUUCAACGCUACAACAUGUCAUUACAGUUGUUUAUGUUGGCCAUCAGCUCUCUUUGUUGUGGUUUCACAACCUGCUGUCCCAAGGACGAGCUGCAGACAUUGCACUGUGGCAGACACUCAUUGACCAUAUGGGCAAGACUUAUAGUCUUAACAAGCACAUUUACAUAGGCUCCUGUGCACUACUGUGUAACAAAAAGCUCUCGUGUUGUUAUUUGUUUCCUCUGCAGAUCUGUCCAGAUGGAUAAAAUGCAGCCCAACCGGAUUAAAAUCACAGAUCUGAAUCCUCACCUCACAUGCCCACUGUGCGCUGGUUACUUAAUUGAUGCUACAACCAUCGUAGAGUGCCUGCACUCCUUUUGUAAAACAUGCAUUGUUGCCUUCCUGGAGACAAAUAAGUUCUGCCCUCGAUGUGACGUUCAGGUUCACAAGACAUGUCCACAGCUCAGCAUCAGAGCAGACAAAACUCUUCAAGAUAUUGUUUAUAAGCUUGUUCCGGGGUUAUUCAAAGAUGAGAUGAAACGGAGGCGGGACUUCUAUGCAGAGAAUCGUGUGCUGGAACCAGGGGAGGUGGUGGAGACGUUUAACAUAGCAGAGGAUGAAAUCAUCAGCCUGUCCAUACAGUUCUAUGAGAGGAACAAAAAUAAUGAGAGGCAGCAUUCAGACAUGGAAGGAGACAAGUCCAAUGGUAAACGCUUCCUGCAGUGCCCAGCAGCCAUGUCCGUCAUGCACUUAGCAAAGUUCCUCCGAAGCAAGAUGGAUAUUCCCAACAACUAUCGGGUGGAGGUGUUGUAUGGAGAUGAGCCCUUGAAGGACUACUACACACUAAUGGAUAUCGCCUACUUCUAUGAGUGGAGAAGAACUGGACCCAUCCCCCUGCAGUAUCUGGUCAAACCCACCCGGAAGCGCAGGAGGCCGUCCCAGUCUGCCGCCCAGGGCCACUCUGACGGCGUCAACACCAGCCCGACAUCAGAGAGCGACUCCCAGAGCGACAAAGUCCACAGUCCUGCUGCAGCCCAGCCCCCCCGAGCCUCCUCGCAGUCCAGCCCUGCGUCCCACAACCUCUCCCCUGCCAUCCAAAGCUCCAACGGUACCACUGUGCCCAACAACACUCAGCGACACACUCUCGCCUCCAAACAGGGCGCCAAUGCUCGGAAGGUGACUGUCAACGGCACGAGCUCUGGAGCCGGCAAAGAGGAGGCGAGGGGAGGCGACAAAAGCGGGUUGCCCCCGACGACCUAACGUGUACACGGGGCAGCAGGGAGGACAGUGUGUGAAUUGCUCCCUUCUUUAUUUCUACAGAGCAAAAAGACGAGCUGGAGCCUUCUACUUUCUGGACAAACAGGAGGCAGAUUACUGUUAUGAUCUUUCAGCAGGAAAGACUGAAAAGUGCAGCCAAAUAGACACUUGUAUGUAUGUGUGUGUGUGUGUGCGUGUGUGCGUGUUUAUGUGUGUUAGACUAGAACAAUGCACACAUACAAACUGUACAGUAUGUAUCAAAUGUGAGCAUGUGUGCAUACAUAUGUAUAAACUUAUCUUUUAUACAAGAUAUUGUAAUCGUUUUGUAUUGUAUAUGCAGUGGGUCUGUUUCAUUUCCAUACUGUAGUUCAUCAACAUUGAUUUUGCUCCAUUCACAACAAAAUGCUGAAAGGCCCUGCAGUGUUCAUCACUGCAGAAGUUGGAUGUAAUGAAAAAAAAAAAAAAGUCUAAUCCUCGCCUUUGAAUGGUCAUGUUAAUAACUGCUGUAUAAGUGUCCAGUAUAAGUAACUGCUCAUCAGGUAACACAGGUACAUUACAUUAAACUGCUGAUGCACUUUGUUAAGGUCACAUCACACAAUCCAAACCAACAAGUAUUUUCCAACAGGAGAAGCAUUUAUAUUUUACAAGAUUCCAAGCACUACCAUGCUCGCAAGCCAGAUGUUUGUCAGCAGA
Centropristis striata (black sea bass) is the source of this 2298-nucleotide messenger RNA. RefSeq names its product polycomb complex protein BMI-1-like. Gene Ontology annotation, molecular function: metal ion binding; promoter-specific chromatin binding. Bases 607 to 1608 code for a protein of 333 amino acids. The transcript has 9 exons. NCBI's taxonomy places the organism in Eukaryota, Metazoa, Chordata, Actinopteri, Perciformes, Serranidae. Gene Ontology annotation, cellular component: PRC1 complex. Gene Ontology annotation, biological process: negative regulation of transcription by RNA polymerase II. The record is from RefSeq and is a predicted model, not a curated record.